GGGAAAUGGCGGGCGUCAGGGCUUGGUCCUCACCUGCCGUUUCCCUCCGAUCUUCAUGAAUAUUCCUUCAGUGGUUCCACCGCGUCCUCUGGUGUCGGCGGUCACUGGAGGCUUCAGCCCACUCGCGGGAGCGCCUCGCACGGACUCACGGAGCAUUCACAGGGACAGACAAAUAAUGCAGCUGUAGCCCCUUUGAAGGCCAGACUCGCCUGUUUGCAAUCAGCUUCUCGGGUUGCAACCUUAACCACCCAUCCCGUAGCCCACGCCCCAGCCAGGUGGCCACCCACAGAGGGCUCUGUGAAUAUGGCCAAGGAACAGCAUGGGACCUGGUUUGGCUUUGGUUUCUGCGGCUUUGGUCAAGUGCUGGGCUCUGGGGAUGGGCGCCCUUCGGUGCACAGUCCCGAACCACUGGGUGCCAGUGAGGACGUUUGCCGAGUGAGUGCUAGCUGGAGCUACACCGCCCUGGUGACCAGUGGAGGCCGGGUGGAACUGUCAGGCUCUGUGAACAGCUCAGCAGAUGGCUGCCGGGAUGCGUGGGCUUCCGAGGGACUCCUGGUGGUGGUGUGUGACAAAGACGGGUCCUGCACAGAGCUGCGGGCCUGGGCGCCAGGCUCGGCACUGCAGGGGGAGCCCCUCUGGGUUCAGAACCUGGUUUCUGGGGCAGAGGACCUAGGGGAAGAUGAACCCAGCAGCGAGACUAGGACGGGUACCCUACCGCUGCUGCCCAGUGCCCAUGCCUACGUGAACCCGCAGCCCCCCUUCUGCCAGCCUUUGGCCCCAGAGCUGCGCGUGCGCCAGCUGGAGCUGGGUGCCGAGCAUGUGCUGAUGCUGUGUGAAGCCGGUCAGGUGUUCUCCUGGGGUGGAGGCAGGCACGGACAGUUGGGCCACGGGACGCUGGAGGCGGAGCUGGAGCCAAGGCUAUUGGAAGCCCUGCAAGGCCUCCGGAUGGCUGAGGUGGCUGCGGGUGGCUGGCACUCUGUGUGUGUGAGUGAAACUGGAGAUAUUUAUAUCUGGGGCUGGAAUGAGUCAGGGCAGCUGGCCCUGCCCAUAAGGAGCCCUACAGAGGACAGGAAGAGCGUGAGUGGAGCAGCCACAGAAUUGAAUGAAGAUUGUCUCAAAGAAGAGGAAGCAGCUAUGACUGAUGUUGGGGCUCCUGCCCCCUUCAUAGCCAUCCAGCCCUUCCCAGCUCUACUGGAUCUUCCCAUGGGCUCAGAUGCAGUCAAGGCCAGCUGCGGAUCCCGACACACAGCCGUGGUGACACGAACAGGAGAACUCUAUACCUGGGGCUGGGGUAAAUAUGGACAGCUUGGCCACAAGGACAGCAGCAGCUUGGACCGACCCUGCCGUGUGGAAUACUUCGCUGAAAAACAACUCCAAGUAAGAGCUGUCACCUGUGGACCCUGGAACACUUAUGUAUAUGCAGUGGAGAGAGAAGAAAUCUGACAUAUGUCAUGUGAAUCCCCAGGUUGCUAAUGGAGCCUAGGCCACCCACACUCUACCAUGAUCAAGGCAGGAAAGGGAUUCUCAGCCUCCGGGUCACUGUCCUGACUGAAUAUCCUGGACGCCCUUGGGAAGAUACCCACGCUGCCAACUGUGUGCUCCCCAGAGACUGGUAGAUAUCGAAAGGUGAAUUACCGAAAACUCAGAAUAGGUGCUGGCAACAGAUUUAAUGCUGCAGUUGUGCUGGAGGGGGGUCGAGCCAGAGUACCCACCGCUCAGGAUGCUGCCAUUGAGCUCCAUGUUCUCCUUGUUGGCCCUGAGCUGGGCAGCUCUAGGUGUUUUCUUUCCAGAACACAUAGAAGUGGCCACUGCCUGCAGAGAAGAAAGAUAUCCAUGUUAUCCAUCACCCUAGAAUGAAUGUGCUCACAAAACCGCUGAUGCCACAUUUAUUACUCAUGUCUGUAACCCUAUGCUUCCGUUUAAAAUGGUGCAGUUAACUCAGACGUGGUGUUGCACAUCUUUAAUCCCAACAGAAGCAGGUGGUUCUGAGAUCCUUAGUGAGUUCGACGACAGCCAGAGCUACAUGGAGAGACCUUAUC
This is a messenger RNA of Microtus oregoni (creeping vole), 2039 nucleotides long. RefSeq names its product RCC1 domain containing 1 (gene Rccd1). The transcript has 9 exons. Bases 304 to 1443 code for a protein of 379 amino acids. The record is from RefSeq and is a predicted model, not a curated record. NCBI's taxonomy places the organism in Eukaryota, Metazoa, Chordata, Mammalia, Rodentia, Cricetidae.